AUGGAUCUGAUGACCUCUGUGAUGAUCUACAUCCUACUCCCUCUCAGUGGAAUGAUUAUUUCAGCUUACUCUGGACUGUUCAAUCAUGUGGAUUUGGAUGUUGGCAUGGAACAUUAUGCUGAACCAGCCUGGUUGCCAGUUUGUAAUAUAAUGCCUUUGAAUUCGCUAGUGAAUCUAGGAUAUGUUGUACUUGGUCUUUACUGGUGUGGGAUGACACAUACAGCUUCUGCUUAUGGGAUUUUAAAAGAUAAAGACUCUGUACUGUUCUAUACUUUUAACAUAUCUUGUGUAAUUUAUGGCUGUGUACAGCUCCUUAGAAUUGUCACACAAGGUGUUCUUUGGUCUGUUCUAGAUCAAUGGUCUACCUUACCAUUCUUUUCGCUUCUUUUAGUUUGGGGUUUUUACUACCAGUAUGGGUGGUGUAACAAACGUGCAGCUUUUAUAAUGAUUGGCUCAUUAAUCAGCUACCUGCUUAGUUUGUGCUUUAAAUUUGGAUUUGAAAUUUCUUUAGGCUUCCAUAUUGUUGGCGCUAUUUGUGGGGCUCUGCUGGCCUACAGGCGACAUCCAGCACAAGGUGUUUUGAUUACUUUCUUGUUAGCUUUGAUUUCUUGUUUAGGAUUUGUCAUUCUGAAGCUUUUAGACCACAGGCUAGCCGAGCUGUGUGUUAUCUUCAGGUAUGUGUCAGGACAUUUUUUGAGUAAAGUUUGCGACAUUGCCCAGAUACAUUUUGUGAAUAAUUUUUUCCUAGCGCUAACUUUACAGAAGUCGGCUGAUAUAAGUGUCGAGAAGCAAAAACAGUAUUUUCAGCACUGUAAAACUAAUGGAUUUUAUGAAACAAAUGAUAUAAAAUAUGAGGUCUGUAGAAAAUUGGUUACCACAUAG
Molecule: messenger RNA, 882 nt
Organism: Candidula unifasciata
Lineage: Eukaryota; Metazoa; Mollusca; Gastropoda; Stylommatophora; Geomitridae
Source: the annotation of a GenBank genome assembly